Messenger RNA from Heterostelium album PN500, 2151 nucleotides. RefSeq names its product ankyrin repeat-containing protein (gene sir2B). The transcript has 5 exons. Gene Ontology annotation, molecular function: NAD+ binding; protein binding. NCBI's taxonomy places the organism in Eukaryota, Evosea, Eumycetozoa, Acytosteliales, Acytosteliaceae. Bases 1 to 2151 code for a protein of 716 amino acids. The record is from RefSeq and is a predicted model, not a curated record.
AUGGAUAAAAAGAUCAAUCAAAGAAAAAAAAUCACAAACCCAGAAAUUUUCAAAAAGAUGGAUAGCAAUCUAAGUGUAAAGAUUGCAGCGACUGCGACUUCAAUUCUAUUGAGUACCUAUCUUUUAAAGAAGCUUUGGGUAUCAAAGAAAAAGGUUACCGGCGCAGAUACAGAUGUUUCUGACACCACAACAGAAGAGAAAUUUCCAAAAGAGUGGAAUGAUCUUUUAAGAUAUUGUUAUCUUGAAGAUUAUGAUUCAAUAUUUAAAUUGAUAAAUGAAGAUAGAUUGACUAAAUCGAUAUUGGAAUUCACAGAUAAUGCAAAGUGGAAUGCAUUACAUGUUGCUGUGUCGAAAGGUAAUCAUGCAAUCGUUGAUCUUCUCUUACAAACUGAUAUAGAUGUAAAUGUACAAAAUGAUAAAGGUUAUACUGCAUUACAUAUUGCAUCUUGCAAUGGAUUUCUAGAGAUUGUUAAAUCAUUGCUACUAAAAGACAAUGUUGAUUGUUUGUUAACCAGUUCAUCAUUGGAGUCAGUCGUCUACUUGGCAACUUCCAAUCAAUAUAUCGAUAUUGUAAGAUUGAUAUUUAGUUAUUUGGAUAGAUUGAGUAAGGAACAAGAAGGAGAAGAAGGAAAAGAAGGAGAGGAAGAAGAAGAUGAACUAAAGAAGAAGAAAAAGAAUAAGAAAUAUCAAUUGGUAAAUCAAUAUAAUAUACAUGGUUCAACACCAUUACAUUUGUCAGUGUUGAGAAAGAAUUUGGAAUUGAUGAGACUACUGUUGGAUAGCGGUGCGGAAGUGGAUGCCGUUAAGAAGGAUGGAAGUACUGCACUUCAUAUAGCGGCGGUCGUCGAUUUCGUAGAGGGAAUCGACUUGUUGAUGCAUUCGUCGGCUAACACCAAGCUGCUCAAUCGAUUUGGAAACACAGCGCUUCACGACGCAUGUAUAAAGUCGAAUGCCAACGCAGUGCGUGCAAUCCUGGCUUAUGACCGUUCACUCGCCAGCCUGGUGGACAACGACAAAUCGACAGCGCUACACUUGUCUUGCAAUCUGGUGACAUCGACAGUCGAUUCACAUCGUGAGGUUAUCGAGGCGUUGCUCUAUGCCGGCGCAGACGUCAAUGCUGCCGACGCCGGAAACGCCACUCCACUUCAUAUUCUCUGUUGUAACAGUGGUGAGAAAGCCAACGAAUUGAUACCGUUGCUCUUGGAAAACGGGGCAAAUCCCACACUUGAAAAUAUCUCGGGUUGGACACCUCUUCAUCAUUGUGCUAAUCUCAACAAUCUCGAAGCUCUAAAGAUGCUUAGCGAUUGGUGUGCAAAGAAUCAAUCAGAGUUUCUCGAUACUUUCGAUGUAAAUAAAAAAAAGAUAGCUAGGAGCAGAGAUGACAAUGCCGCCGAGCUGGAAGACAGGAACGCUGAAAAGGGCGAAGACCGACUAAAGAGAAUCGCACACGAUAUCGAGGUGGGUAAAAUUAAAAACAUUGUAUUCCUUACGGGUGCUGGUAUAAGUGUUAGCUCGGGAAUUCCAGCUUAUCGUACAAAGGACGGUAUUUACAAUCGUUCAAAGACAUUCCAAUUCUCGAUGGAUUCACUGCUGGACGAUCCCGACGCAUUUUACAGUGGCGUCAAAGAGUAUUUCUAUCCGGUGGUGACGGGCGAGUUCAAACCGUCGAAAGCACACGAAUUCAUUGCGCGACUCAACGAGCGUGGUCUCCUCCUGAGAAACUUCACCCAGAAUGUCGAUAAUCUCGAUGAGAAGGCUGGCAUUCCAGAGGAGAGAAUCGUACAUGCACACGGAUCAUUCCUCCACUGGUAUUGCACCGGUUGUGGUAAAGAGGAGAAGGAUUUACAAUCGGUGUGGAAAGAAAUUGGUCGUGGUGGAACACCGAUCUGUGGCAAUAGACCUUGUCGUGAGGUAUUGCGUCCGGGUGUUGUAUUCUUCGGUGAACCUCUCCCAUCUUAUUUCCAUCAGCGUGCCAUCUCUGACCUGAGAGAUGCCGAUCUCCUCAUUGUCAUGGGAUCAUCGCUACAGGUCUAUCCAUUCGGUGGAUUGCCAAACGACAUUGAUCCAAAGAGACCGAGAAUUCUCAUUAAUUCAGAGGCUGUAGGACCAUUCCGAGGUAAACAAGAGGAAGUAGAGAUACUCUUAUCCUAG